Poeciliopsis prolifica (blackstripe livebearer) is the source of this 1191-nucleotide messenger RNA. RefSeq names its product trypsin-3. Gene Ontology annotation, biological process: proteolysis. Lineage: Eukaryota; Metazoa; Chordata; Actinopteri; Cyprinodontiformes; Poeciliidae. The transcript has 5 exons. The coding region runs from base 26 to 820 and encodes 264 amino acids. Gene Ontology annotation, molecular function: serine-type endopeptidase activity. The record is from RefSeq and is a predicted model, not a curated record.
GACUGCUCUUUCUUUUGUAGUCGUCAUGAAUGUGACAUCUUUAUUGCUCUGUAUAUUGCUGAAAGUCCUGGCUGUGAACUGUCAGGGUUUUGCACAGGAACGGAUAGUGGGAGGCUAUGCGCCCGUUCCUCAUUCCAUCAGGUACAUUGUAUCAUUACAGACGAUGACACGCCAGCACUUCUGCGGGGGCUUCCUCAUUAACAGAUUCUGGGUAGUCACAGCAGCACACUGCAACAUUGGGAUAAGCAAAAUGGUGGUAGUAGCAGGAGACUACUCUUUGUCCAUUUAUGAAGGCACAGAGCAGGAAGUGUUCCCUCACUUCUUGGUGCCACACCCUGAGUACAACCGCACCGCAAACAACAGUGACAUCAUGCUCAUUAAGCUGAGGGCACCCAUCUACCUGAACGACUACGUGUCCAUUGUGCUGCUGCCCAGGCAGGAUGCCACCAUAGCGGAGGGCGAAAUGUGUCGAGUGUCAGGUUGGGGAUUCACCAGCCCCACUGGGGGCCAGAUUCCAGCCACCCUGCGGACUGUCACACUUCCUAUUGUGUCUACAGAGAAAUGUAACAGCACUAAGUCGUUUAAUGGCCGCAUCACUGACAGAAUGCUUUGUGCCGGCUACAACGUUGGUGGAAAAGAUGCCUGUCAGGGAGACUCUGGUGGCCCACUUGUCUGUAACGGGCGGGCCUAUGGAGUGGUGUCAUGGGGAAGAGGAUGUGCUGACGCUCAAUUUCCUGGAGUCUACACUGCUGUGUCCAAGUUCCGCCGCUGGAUAGACAACACCAUAUUUAGCUACUACAGCAGAUGUAAGAAGGAUUAGAGCUCAGUGUUAAUUCAUUGGAGACAUAACUUCCUCAAUGUUGCCUUCUUUGAUCUAAUUUUACAUGCACUAUAUCAGGUGAACACUGGAGGAUACAUUCAGGGAUGGUUCCAUAUUCUAGGAAACAUUCAUUGUAGCCUUUGGGCUGAGAGAUAGUUUUCUUACACUAGGCAGCCACAACAUUAUGAAAAAUACAAGGUUAAAAAAAAAGGUAUAAUUUUAAUAAUGUUGGAACAAGAAUGUUGAGAUUCAUUGAAAAUUGCCAGCCCCCAAAUCGAAAGAAACUGGUUGCACAAAACUUCUUGAGCUUCCUAAAAACUACAGCUUAUGGCAGCAAAAAUGCUACUUGAACUACUAGUAGCAGUACUAGU